GAUGACACUCGCGGCCCGCAUUGGCGGUGCAACAACGGCAGGCUGUGCGGCAAGACCGUCCACCCGUGCACUGCCCACCCCGUCUUCAAAUCUGGCGGCGGCUGCCGGUCGUCAAAUCUGUCGACGAAGGCAAAGGUCCUCUUCUGCCUCACGCUCGGCCUGGCCACCGCCCAGAUACACUUGCUGACGGGGGUGAACCACAGGACGGUCGAGGACAUGAGCAGGGCCACGGCAGCCGUGCGGAAGAUCUACGUCGAGAAAAAAGAGAAGGACAUUGUCUUCGGCGACAGCGGCCAGCGGCGCUGGUUCGACGCGGAGGCGGGCGAGGCGGUCUCCCGCGCCCAGGUCUCCGAUGACGGCCUUUCCAAGACGUGGGGGCAAUGGGCGAGCGUCGUUGAGCGCGGGCGCCCUGGGGGCCUCGUGCCAUGGAAGAUCCAGACUGACGGCGCCGAAACCAACGCGCCAGGCCCAGGCGCCAUCAAGAAGAGCGACUGGGCGCUGUCCCUGAAGGGCCGCCUGGAGCACAGGAAGGUGAUCCUGCACUCUGAUGGAACCCGCAGCUACAAGAUGCGCGCGACGGGCGUCGCGCGCGACAGCGUGGUGCACUGCGUGAAGCGGAAGAAGAUCGGCGGGAAGUGGGUGUGGCUGAAGCCCAUCUACACGAAGGUUGUCACCCACAAGUUGCCUGACGGCUCCACGAUCAAGUUCGAGCAUUGGAACAUGGGCCAGGACUUGUGGGCGGCGACCGCGGGUGCCAUCUGGGAGGUCAUGGACUCGGCGUACCGAGGCGGUUUCGGCAUGUUCUGCGCGGAGAUGAGCGGCGUGUUCGGG
Molecule: messenger RNA, 831 nt
Organism: Prorocentrum cordatum
Lineage: Eukaryota; Dinophyceae; Prorocentrales; Prorocentraceae
Source: the annotation of a GenBank genome assembly